AUGCAUCGGCAAGCAGGCAUGGCUUGGCAUGCGCAACUUGCGCUGGUGCUGACCCUGAUCAGCCUGGUCACCGCGCAGUGGUGCUCCGGCAAGUCGGACGACUGCUCCUCCAACCCAAUCCCGCUGCGACGCUUCAACGAGCUCAACUUCCACCCCAAAACGUGCGACCUUAAGUGGAAGAGCAAAUGCGUCACCAGAGACAAGCACGGCGGUCUGCAGCAGAAGCCACCACCUUACUCGCUGUGCAAUUCGUUGCGCCAGCCGGCCGGGCUCAUUCCCAUCGACGCCUACACGCUGGCGGUACAGAGGAACACCUUUGCCGAGCACGCGGCCGACAUCACGCUACACGGACUUUGGCCUGGGUCGUCUGGCGGCACCGGUGCCAAGAACCAACCCUACGGCUGCCUGAAUGGCGAGGAGUUUGACGAGACGAUCCUCACGACCUUUGCUGGCCUGCUUAAUUACUUCUGGCCGACCAAUUCAAAGUUCAAGAACACCAUGCAAUGCUUCAUCAUGUCCGAGUGGAUGAAGCAUGGCACUUGCGCAGUCAUCCCUGGCGCUGACGGUUCGGCGUUCCGGAUGCCGCAGGAGGCCUACUUCCGCACAGCAUUUGUGAUGGUCAACGAGAUCAACGAAAAUGCCGUGCUACGUGAUCGCCUGCAGAUUAGAAAGGAGGACGAGCCGCUUGUUAGCACCGGCUGCGUGCAGUGCGCGUAUCUGGCAACCGUAGGCUGGACAGGCACCGACAGAGAGAGCAUGCCGCGCAUGUCGAGUGACUGUAUCGACCAGUGCUUUGCGUGUGGUGACUCCUGGGACACAUGCCCGCCGGCGCAGCUGAACAGCACCGUUCAGCUUGACCCCAACAACGCACCGCAGCAGGAGGAGGUUGACAGCGUGAACAGCGAAAGCAUCGGAAACGGAAGUUUCCUGAUGCUAAAUUUGGACUUUGCUAUGCCGGCCCUUACGAGCAGCGACAAUAUCUCCCCCUGGGAGGGCACCUGGCGCUCAUUUGGCGCUGAGCAGCUCGGGUCCGGCAAGUUCGAGUUCGCGCAGAGCUUCACCGACAUCGACAACCAGAACGUCAUGACCGUUACCACAGACAGUCCAUACCCCCAGACGUGCACCUACGAACGGCGCGGCGCCGGCGAGCUGGUCCUGCGAUGCGGCAGCGGCGCAAAGGCCCACGUGGAGGACUGCUUAGUGUCACGGCUGCCAGAUAUUGGCGAGCUCGAGGUGGCAUUUCUGGCAUGCAACCACACUGGAGAGCCGGCGCCGGCCAGCUUCUAUGCCGCCAUGGAUACGCCCGAGUGCGGCAACUUUCUCAUGUUCCGCUGUAAGACGUCAGCGGCAGGAUGUUCCUUUUCUCCGGACGGCAUCUCGGCGGCUGCCACCAAGCCCAAGGAGGAGACCAAGACCAACAUCGAGCCCGAGGCUGCCUCUAAGCCCAUCAGCCCUGUUAGCCACUCUGAACAUGGCAUUGCCGGGGCACUUCCCGCGCUGCUGGGAUCGUGGCGCACACUGCAGGUAUCCAGCCACUAUCAAGAAGGCCUCGCGCAAUGGAACUUCACUGCCGACGGUCAAGCGUCCUUACAGUGGCCCAACUAUCCCUUCCGCGGCGUGCAGCACUAUUCAGUCUCGCAUUCGGAUGAGGAUCCCAGCGUAGUGCUCCUUGCCAGCGCCAACGGUGAUAUCACCACAUGUCGCUUCCAGUUCCAGUUCCAGCCGGUGUACUCAUAUGCCGUGCUAGACUGCGGGGCGCCGAAUCAGCCGGCAGCAUUCGUAAACAACAAGAAGAAUAUGCCAAGCUUGAAUACGCAAUGGGCUAUGGGCCGGUGCAAUCCGUGCAAUGCCCACUGCCGCUACUCGUGCGGCCCUCAGAAUGACUUCUGCGGCGCCGUCUCGUGCGACCCGGCCGAGUCGAUACAUGCAGAAACAGCAUCAUCCGCCGGUGCCCUAUCCUCUUCGCCGCGUCUUGAAACACUGAAUGGCGGACUUCGCCACGACUGGUGCACGCCUCAAGACUCUAGCUGCUGGCCCACCAAGACAGCCAUCCGUAAGUUAGAGCAGGCGCUGGACCCCACCGUGCCCCGGCUCGGCGUCCGGUGGAGCAAAUACCCGCAGCCGCAGCCAGCGCCGGUCCCAACGGGAUCCAUCAACGAACAGUCCUUCUACGGCCUAGGUGAUGCACCUGAGGGUCUCAAGGCGCUGUACUACUACGAGGACGUUGCCGAGAUGCAGCGCCCGUGCUUCGUUCUGGAAGCUGGCGCUUCCGUGUGGAACACGGCGUCUGACAUGUGCAAGGCGGCGCUGCACCAGAACGAGUAUCGCAACUGGAAUCCCUUCAUUGUCGUCUUUCCGCUCAACGAGCGUCAUAUUGCCGCCGCUCUCACGUUUGCCGCGCAGCACCGUCUGUGUAUCGCCACUGCUGGUACUGGUCACGAGUACAACAGCCGCAACUCAUGCCCAACUGGCGGCAUCCUGGUCCGCACAAUCUUGCUCAAGGAUAAGUCCUUUUUGCCGACCUGGGACGAGGACAAGGCCCUGGCCCCUGCCGGUGCAUUCCGCUUCGGCGCCGGCUCCAUCUUUGCCGAGAUGCACGCCUUCUCGGCCAAACAUAACCGCGUCGUGGCUUCGGGCUGGUGCUCCACGGUUGGUAUGGUCGGCUUCCAUCUCGGCGGCGGCCAUGGGCCCUUUGCGCCAUCUAUGGGUCUAGGUGUUGAUAACCUGCUCGAAAUUGAGGUUCUGCAAGUUGGCCACGAUGCAAACGGCCAGACCGUAGUGCACAAGAAGAUUGCCAGUCGUCAUCACAACCCGCAGCUCUUCUGGGCCAUGCGCGGUGGCGGCGGCGGUGUCUGGGGCGUCAUUCUCUCCAUGACGAUCCGCGCCCACGUCGUUCCGGAUGGAGGCCUCAGCCGCGUCUUCAUGAACCAGAGUGGCACUUUUUGCCAGGACUCGCGCGACUUUGGCUACCAGUGGCUGCGCGACAUGUGGACUCGCUUCACUGCAUGGCAGCUGAGACUCAAUUCCAAGGUCAGCACGCAGCCUGCCUUCUUUAUCGACCCCAGCCAGUACAAGGCGACCGGAGACCUCUGCUCGGUCACCUGGACGUUCAACUUUGAGUACUUUUACGCCGGCGGUCAGACAGAUCAGGACUACAUCCUAUUCCGCGACAGCCUCGUAGACGUGCUUCAGACCAAACCCGAGGCCACGCAGGAAAACAAUUUCAAGUCGGCGUAUGAAUACCUUCUGACCAUGCCCCCCAACAAGUUCCUCCUCUCCGUGAUGAACCCAUUGCCGGCACCGCACCCGCCCUCCGACGCGGCCACAGGGUCCCAGAAUUCCGUCCUUGUCUCGCGACGAGCCAUGGAGACAGAGUUCGCCUCGACUAUGAUGAAUGUGCUGGAUAUUUGCGUCAAGACUCUGGAGCAAAAUGACAAGACGUCGCCAGAUUCAGACGGUUAUCGCUGCGGAUUCCACUACCUCUACACGUCGCUGACGGGCAACCUCGGAAGCCCGCAGCCGGGCGGCACGGCCAUCUCGCCGGGCUUCCGCUCGGCGCUCAUGUUGUGGAACGCGCGCACCCUGACGACGCAGCAGUCUGACAACACUUUGUACAAACUCGGUCCCAACAGCUAUUUCUCCGAGAGCUCGUAUGUGAUGCAUAACUGGACGGCGAGGUACUGGGGCCAAAAGACGUACGAGCAGUUACUGGCUGUGAAGAAGGCGCACGACCCAGGCAAUUUGUUCUGGUGCCAUCAUUGCAUCGGAGAUAAUCCGGAUGAUGCAUAUGGCGAACUUAUGGGUGCAGCGGCGGACGAGAAAACAUUUGGUGCUGCUGCGACUGAUUUUGUUGAAAAGGACGAGUUGUAG
Molecule: messenger RNA, 3870 nt
Organism: Colletotrichum costaricense
Lineage: Eukaryota; Fungi; Ascomycota; Sordariomycetes; Glomerellales; Glomerellaceae
Exons: 1
Coding region: 1-3870 (1289 amino acids)
Molecular function (GO): FAD binding; ribonuclease T2 activity; oxidoreductase activity
Source: RefSeq, a predicted model, not a curated record